Molecule: messenger RNA, 3399 nt
Organism: Parasteatoda tepidariorum (common house spider)
Lineage: Eukaryota; Metazoa; Arthropoda; Arachnida; Araneae; Theridiidae
Biological process (GO): cell fate specification; positive regulation of DNA-templated transcription; heart development
Cellular component (GO): chromatin; nucleus
Molecular function (GO): DNA-binding transcription factor activity, RNA polymerase II-specific; RNA polymerase II cis-regulatory region sequence-specific DNA binding
Source: RefSeq, a predicted model, not a curated record
AAAUCUCGCCCGCUUGUGCCAUCUCCUUCUGCGACACACAACACGCACUCACAUACAAACAUACACAGUGCAUGUCUCAUUCUUCUUUUUUUCUCCCCUAAACUGGUCCCCCCCUUUCAUCCCCCUCUUUAUCUUUUGUUGCUAGAAGCGGCGGUCUGUGAUUGGAGUAAAAAGGGAAAUAGAGCUCUUCUAGAAUGUCGUCGGAAGCUAUAUUUUCCGUUUGUUUACUUUUUAUGCGAUUUUUGCGCUUAGCGAAAAGGUGGGCAGGAUCUGGAUUUGUGUUGACUGGGUGUAACUAACACGAAGGUGGCGCUAUGUGUGCAUGUGACUAAAUGCCCGACCCCCCAACGGACUUCUAGCUAAGUGAGUGAGUAACAAGUUGUGUUGAGAAGAGUGCGGUUUUCUCUUCUCUUCAAUGAUGUGCCAUGAGAAGUUUCGAUUUUUAAAUCACUCAUUAUACUCUGCGGUAGACUUAUAGUCGGAGAAAAUUUUCACCUAGUAUUUUUCAGCAUUAUCGUCUGCUGACACGUUUUGUGCAAUAUCGUUUGCUUUUUUUUAAUGAUUUAAUCUGUACACAUGUAAAAUAUGGCAACACUAAAAAUCAACUACUAUGAAACUAUUGUCAUGCCAUAUGUCAAAAUAUUUGCCAAUCCUUGAACAAUUACUUAAUAUUUAUUAUUCCAAUCUUUUACCACAUUGUAUAAUUUAUCUGAAGAAUUAUAGGAACAAUUUUAGACAGCAUUAGAAGAAACAUAUGAUUUAUUUCUCUUACCUGAAUUUUAACAUGUUCUUGAAUAGUAUCGAAGAUAUGUAAAAUAAGUUUGGGCAAGAAUAAAUUUGUAUAUAUAAUGAAUAUAUAAGCUAGUGUUUUGUUGAAAGUUAAUAAAGAAUAUUUCAUAAAAGAAAAACAAUUUGGAAAAGUAUAUAAAAGCAUAAACGAAAAAAAAAAGAAGAAAACAAUUGGAGACAAUUUCCUACAUGACAUCUGUCAAAUUAUUGAUUUGUAAGUCUCCCGGUGAAGUGUCCGGCAAGUAUCGGCAUCACAGCUAAGCCUAAGGUGGCGUACGAGACUGGGUCUAUGGUCGUCCCGGCACCGGUCCGUCACUCAAUGGACGCCGCCGCGGGACCAAGGUCCAGCGGCUUCCAAUUCCUUCACCGCCGUCCUUAUUCUGCGGCCAUGUCUAGUAAGGCCAAAGACUUUUCUAUUGAUGCUCUGAUGUCCACUACGGUGGCCGAAGAAAGUUCCGAAGAAUCAGAAAGGGACACCCCCUUGGAAAGCGACUCCCUCUCCACUUCCCCGCUCACAAAACUGGUCGAAAGAUCCUCUCAAAGUCCUCUGAGUCCACUGUCUCUAAUGUCACCAGGUGGACAGCGAUGUCCCACCUCACCAGAACUCACUCCUUCAGAUACGGACACCGGUCCUUUGGUGGACGAUGAAGUGGACAAGAGGUCCAUCAAAAUAUCAGAGGACAAUUUUGAUUUGUCUAGCAAAGACAGCGUGGACAGCAUGGAUCAAAUCAAGCCGACGAAGACGAAGCAAGACAGGAAAAAGGACAAAGGUGACAAAGCUCCUCCUAUUGUGGGCAAAUGCAAUUGUGAGGAGCUCAAAUCAGUGGAGGCGCACCUGGAGACAAAGGAUUUGUGGGAAAAAUUCCACGGAUUAGGUACUGAAAUGAUCAUCACCAAGUCCGGAAGGCGGAUGUUUCCUACAGUAAGGGCAUCUUUUUCUGGAGCAGAUCCACACGCCAAAUACGCCGUUCUCAUGGACAUUGUGCCUGUAGAUAAUAAAAGGUACCGAUACGCGUACCAUCGGUCUUCAUGGCUGGUGGCCGGUAAGGCGGAUCCACCAUCACCAUCUAGAUUAUAUUUACAUCCAGAUUCCCCAUUCACGGGUGAUCAGCUCAAGAAACAAGUAGUUUCCUUCGAAAAGGUCAAGCUCACGAAUAAUGAGAUGGACAAGCAAGGACAUAUUGUUCUAAACUCAAUGCACAAAUACCAACCCCGGAUUCAUUUAGUGAAGCUGAAGCCAAGUUGCCAGGGUGUUCCUACAAUCACGAACUUAGAAAACGAACAGUUUAGGUCAUAUGUAUUUCCAGAAACUGUUUUUACAGCGGUUACUGCUUAUCAAAACCAACUAAUAACAAAGUUGAAAAUCGACAGCAAUCCUUUUGCCAAAGGAUUCCGAGAUUCCUCCAGACUUACUGAUUUGGAAAGGGAGUCAAUGGAGACCUUAUUGAGAGAACACGCCUUUCGAUAUUCACCUUUCCGAACACUCAUGACCGGUGAACUUCCUCCUGAUCAGUAUGCUCUAUCAGGUUUAGGAGGAAUGCCAUCGAGUGCCGAUCUCCUAUUCAUGGCGAGUCAACCAGGUUCCCCAUGGAAAUUUCCAUCGUCCCCUCUAAGCAUGGCAGACUUGAGUGCCUUGAUGUCAGCUCAACAUCAAUCCCAACAAAAUCAGGCUAACUUACAGAGUCUCUACUUUGGUCUACAGAGAUCUGCCUUUCCGCCAUUUUCUCUACUUGGAGCUGGUGGUCCGACUGCUUUCAUAUCCGGAACUCCACCUCAUCUACAGCCACCGCCAUCAUCAACACGAAGCACUGCCGGAGGUUCUAGCCUUUCGCCUAUAAGUUCCUCACCGACUAUGUCGUCGGUACCGACUUCAAGUCACUCUGGAGCACUAUACUCUUCAAUCCCAGUGACUGCAUCAAGGUUGCCCCCGCUGUAUCCUGGAUUGAAAUACCACCCAUAUUUUCAUCCUCGGCUAGUGCAAUCAUCGUCGAACAAAGACUCAGAGUGUGAUGUACUGGCACCACAAGUUUAGCAUAUUAUAGUUUCAAUUAAUGUCUUGAAAUUAGAAAUUUGCACAGCUCAGAAUGCUCAAAAAAGAAUCCAGACAAAACGCUCCCGGAUAUCGUUUGGGUCAGAGACAUCGCAAAAAUUGUCUGUUGAAAAUGAUUGAAGAGGCUUUUGUAUCUUAUAGAAUCUCGAAGCAUUGAUAGCUCUCAGCUAGUGAAAGUGUACAAAGUUAUGUAGAAACAGAAAUUAUUAUAUUUAUGGUCUGAAUGUCUAUGAAACUGUUAGAUUGUAAACAAUGACUAUUACUAUGACAACAGAAGAGGAAGUCAUAGAAUGUCUACGUUUCCUGCUUGUGUCUUUCAUCAUAAUUGUAAUGAAGGUUUCUUUUUCUAAGCAUGAAACAGUAGAAAGCUUAAAAUGCUUAUGAAGAACUUUAACCUAUUUCCUGGUGCAAUGGUAAAGGUGGCUGGUUUUAAAAGCGAAACUUGGUUUCAUCUGAGCAGAGGACAAGAAGGAAAAAUGCUCUUUGAACUGUUUCUAAUUGCGUGUUUCUUUAUUAUCAAACUUUUAAAAAAGUGAUAAAUAAAAAUAUAUUACAACUUC